UCUUGAUUAUAAUACUUCUUAGUAGAAUCCUCUGGCACCAUAUCCUGCAAGUCCGACACCGGUGGCAUAUCCUGGGGUGAGAGUCUCGAAGGCUUCGGUUCUAUAUCCGAGUCUGUCUUGCUCAACUCCAAUUCUUCUGUCUACAACUCUAUCUUCUUCAAAAGCAACGGUCCUUGGAACAGCGUAUUGUUCUUGCCAUUCAACAGUUCUUGGGACUUCGUAAGCCUCAACAUGGGAAGCAUAUUGGGUUCUUGGGACAACAUAAGUAUCGUCAUAUUCGUAUUCAACAGUGUAUGGGUUAUGUACUUCUUCAGUCCACUCGUAGUACCUUGGGACAGUGUAAGCUUCUUCAUAAGAAUAAGUAUGUGGAACAAGAGUCUCGUCUACGACAGUGUAUGGAACGUAUUCAGCGCUGUAUACUGGAUCAACCCACUCGUAUUGAUGUGGGACCAUGAUUUCUUCAUCCCAUUCAACGGUUCUUGGAACUGGAACUCCUUCAACAUAUUCGUAGGUGUGUGGUACCAUGAUUUGUUCUUGGUAUUCAACAGUUCUUGGAACAGUGACUUCUUCAACAUACUCAUAAGUAUGAGGAACCAUGACUACAUCCUCAACCUCAACGUAUCUUGGCUUUGAAACUUCUUCAACAUAUUCGUAAGUGUGUGGUACGAAUAUUUGCUCAUCCCAUUCAACAGUUCUUGGUACAGUAACCUCUUCAACGUAUUCAUAAGUACGAGGUACCAUGAAUUCCUCUACAAUUUCUCUAGUUCUUGGAAUAUGGACUUCUUCCAUGUAGUUAUAAGUAUGUGGGACCAUAAUUUCUUCUUGGUAUUCAACGGUUCUUGGAACAAUAAUUUCUUCCUCAUAAUCGUAGACAUGGGGAACCAAGACAGUCUCUGGUACUUCGAUUGGGUGAUCAAUGACUCUCUCAUCAGUGUACUCGAAAGUGUGUGGGAUGUGCAAGUCAUCAACAUAUUCAUAAGUAUGUGGGGUGUGGUGCUCAUCAGUGUAAGUGAAUACAGCGUCUGGGAGUUUGUUCUCAUGCUCGCUUGUUACAUAAUGAGAAGGUGCUCUUGGUGCUGCUACUACUCCGACUGGGGCGAAUUCUCUAGCUCCGUAUACAACUGGCUCUUCGAUAACAGCUCCUCCGUAGAAUGGGGCAGCUCCAUAAACAGCUCCUUCAUAUACUGGAGCUUCAACAACAGCUCCUCCACGCCUACGUCCUCCGACGAAAGCUUCUUCAACAACUGGUGCUCUAACAACUCUUUCUCCAGCGAACCCUCUGUUGUAGAUUGGUCCGGCAGCAACGGCUCCUCCAACAACCGCUCCUCCAACGACUGGUCUUUCAACAACAGCCUCACCUCUGAAUCUUGGUGCUGAAUGAACUCCUCCAACUCUGGUGGCUCCAGCUGGAGCUCUAACUCCACCUCUGAAGGCAGGCUCGACAAUAGCACUUCUGGUAACAACCAAGAAGAUAGCGAGGAUCAGGAAGUAUCCUGUCAACUUCAUGUUAUUUUUAAAUUUAUUAUUAUGGAUAUUUAA
This is a messenger RNA of Moneuplotes crassus, 1539 nucleotides long. The record is from the annotation of a GenBank genome assembly. NCBI's taxonomy places the organism in Eukaryota, Ciliophora, Spirotrichea, Euplotida, Euplotidae.